AUGAAUAUUGCAUGGAAUAUGGUAAAAUAUAUAUAUUGUAAAAAUUAUGGUGAAAAAUAUACUCAUAUGUGGUGUAAACAAUGUCAAUUAAAAUAUUUAAAAGAAUAUUUCAUAAAUUGCACCAGUGAGAAUGAAAAACUUGAUUAUUUAAUUCAAGAAAUGCAAUCAAAAAUUAAUUCUUGUUUCAAUAUAGUAUUUGAAUCCAUACCAUACAAUCAAUUUAAUUAUGUAAAGGAAAUAGGUAAAGGUGGAUUUGCCACAGUAUAUUUAGCAAUAUGGAAAGAUGGUCCAUUAAAAUAUAAUAUUGAUAAAAAAAUGUAUACAAGAGUUUCAAACAAAAAAAUUGCUUUAAAAAGUAUAAAUGAUUCACAAAUUAUGACUGAUAAAUUCUUAAAUGAGGUUAAAGAAUAUUCAAUUAAUAAAAUGAAUGAUAUUCUUAACGUAUAUGAAGAUCCAAAUACAAAAAAUUAUAUUAUAGUUCUUGAAUUUGCAGAAGGUGGAAGUUAUAAUUAUUGGAUGAAUAAAAAUUAUAAAGAUUUCGAUUGGAAAAAUAAAAUACAAACACUACUUAGUAUCAUUGAAGGUCUCAAAGGAAUUCAUCAAAAGCAGAAGGUUCAUCAUGAUUUACAUCCAGGAAAUAUAUUAUUUUUGACAAAAAAUUUAAAUUCUUUUAAUAAGAAAUCAUUAUUUAUAUCAGAUAUGGGAUUAUGUGAAGAUGUGAAUAAUACAAGCGAGGUAAAAAUUUAUGGAGUUAUUCCUUAUAUGGCUCCUGAAGUGUUAAGAAAUAAAACUUACACUCAAGCAGCCGAUAUAUAUAGUUUUGGUAUGAUUAUGUAUUUUACAGCAACUGGAAAACAACCUUUUGUCAAUCGUGCACAUGAUCACAAUUUAGUAUUAGAUAUAUGCAAUGGAAUUAGACCUGAAAUCAACGAGCCAGGAGCACCAAAAUGUUAUAUUGACUUAAUGAGGAGAUGCUGGGAUUCUGAUCCAAGUAAUAGACCAAGUGCUAUUGAAAUUCACAAAUUAAUCAAGUCAUUUUGUAAAUUUUAUAUUUCAUAUAAAAUGGGUGGAUCAAAUGAGGUUGAAAUUAAAAAUCAAAUUAAAGAAGCAGAAAAUUACAGAAAAUUAUACCAUUCUCUUAAGAAAAACAAACAACAUCCACAAGCUAUUUAUACAUCUCGAUUACUUAAUCCUUAUACAGCAGAACUUCAAGAAUAUGAUAAUUCUGAAUGUUUAGACUGUGAAAUUAUUUAUUGA
This is a messenger RNA of Rhizophagus irregularis DAOM 181602=DAOM 197198, 1257 nucleotides long. RefSeq lists its product as uncharacterized. The record is from RefSeq and is a predicted model, not a curated record. Lineage: Eukaryota; Fungi; Glomeromycota; Glomeromycetes; Glomerales; Glomeraceae.